Messenger RNA from Oncorhynchus masou masou (cherry salmon), 5698 nucleotides. Its product is annotated as beta-1,4 N-acetylgalactosaminyltransferase 1-like. The record is from RefSeq and is a predicted model, not a curated record. Gene Ontology annotation, biological process: ganglioside biosynthetic process. The transcript is spliced from 12 exons. The coding region runs from base 282 to 1880 and encodes 532 amino acids. Gene Ontology annotation, molecular function: acetylgalactosaminyltransferase activity. Gene Ontology annotation, cellular component: Golgi membrane. Lineage: Eukaryota; Metazoa; Chordata; Actinopteri; Salmoniformes; Salmonidae.
UACCUCCAUUCUGCUGCGAUUCCAAUUGGGCGCUCGUGGCAUAUCCCUCUCGCGUCCUUUUAAUCCACGAGUCUUGUCUGAAAAACGCAGAGGCGAGGUGCAGGUACACAGUUGCUGGGACGAAGUAUAUAAUCUAUUGGAAUUAAAACAGUGGGACUGCCGGAUUCAAAUAAAUGGAAUAUGGGGAAAGUCCUUACCUGUUCAUUAUGGGAUUUUGGGGAAUGCCAUGGCCUACAGGAGACAUCUUCUCUCUGAGUGGAUACAGGCAAUAGGUUUUUAGGAUGCGUUCCCUGAGGAAGACAGUGUUGUUGGCCAUUGUGGCAUCAGUGGUGUUGGUGGUUGCCCUCCUCCAUUCUUGGCCCACCAGGGCCUACACCACAGUGGAUGUCCGCCAGAGACCAGGGCCUAUAGUAGAGAGGCACCUGGAGGAGAGGCUCCCAGAACCGGACCAAAGAUCUGCCAACAUCCCCUAUCGCCUGAAGGAGAGUGUUGCAGGUCUGUUGGCACGUAACGGGUGCGUGUGUGAGGGUGAGAGUGGUGGUGUGAACCUGCCCUUUGCCCAGCUGCUGUUCCCACGGGUGUCGGCCCACCCCCUGCACACUGCUUUUGAUGCCUCUGAGCUGGAGGAGAUGAAAAGACGGAGGGCCAAGGAGUACCAGGGCUUCCAGAUGAGGUCUCAGACUCCUGCAGAUAUGCUCAUCGUGGCCGAGGCCCACAAUCCUCUGCAGUACCCAACACAGGGGGUGGAAGUCCGGCCACUCAAAACCAUCCUCAUCCCAGGGCUUGCCUUACAAGACCUUCCCAGAGAGCUAUACACAGUCAACUUCACCUCCACCCUGGGAGUGUUAAAUGUGGCAGCGGAGGUUGAGGGGGUAAAGGUCAAAGGUGACGGAGAGAUGCACAUGACCCUGAUGAGCAGCCUGCUGCCCAACCUGAACCGGCAGUUACAGUUUGUCUCCUACACCAACACACUGUUCCACCCUAGUACAGCAGACACAGUGCAGUUUGAGACCGAGGGACACCAAGCCAUGUUCAUCAUCAAGAUCCGUCAUCGUGUAACUCCAAAACUCUACAACACAGGACCCAAAGGGGAAUACAACAUCAGUGCCCUUGUUACGAUAGCAACCAAAACUUUCCUGCGCUAUGACAAGCUCCAAGAUCUCAUCGACAGCGUGCGACGAUACUAUCCCACUGUUACCAUAGUAAUAGCUGAUGACAGCGAAAACCCCAAGACUGUCUCUGGCCCCUACAUCGAACAUUACAUCAUGCCAUUUGGAAAGGGAUGGUUUGCAGGACGGAACCUAGCUGUUUCCCAGGUGACCACUAAAUAUCUGUUGUGGGUGGAUGAUGACUUCAUUUUCACGGCCAACACCAAGCUGGAGAAACUAGUGGACGUACUGGAGAAGACCACCCUGGAUCUGGUGGGUGGUGCAGUGCGGGAGGCCACAGGCUACACUGCCACCUACAGGCAGACCAUCUCCAUUGAGCAAGGGGAGGAGGAGGAGGGCGACUGCCUGCACAUGCGGAGGGCCUUCCACCACAUCAUACAGGGCUUCCCAAACUGUGUGGUCACUGACGGGGUCAUCAACUUCUUCCUGGCCCGCACAGACAAGGUCCAGCAGGUGGGCUUCGACCCCCGCCUGGCCAGAGUGGCCCACCUGGAGUUUUUCAUUGAUGGCCUUGGCUCGCUUCACGUGGGAUCCUGUGAUGAUGUCAUCGUCAAUCACGCCACCAAGAUCAAGCUUCCCUGGGUCAGCCAAUCAGAGAGUGACAAGACUUAUGCCAAGUUCCGCUACCCACCAGCCUCCUCGGACGCCACACACACCAAAAAUGGCCUCCUCUAUUUUAAGAACCACUUCCAGUGUUUGACUCACAAUUAAAUGUCAUGUUUUUUUUACCUGUAGCUUCUCCUCUCGUUCAAGAUUCCUGCUCUUCCUGAGUUGCCAAAGAAUCCCUCGCCCGAUGUGUCCCAUCAGAUAAGAUUUUAGACAACCACAUUACAUGCUUUCCCUUAAAAACAGCCUGCUUGUUUCACUCUAGAGGGAUUGUCAUUCAAACAGAGCAAAGCUGUCAUUUCUCGUAACUUUGCCCUUCACUUGUGUACUCUUGAUUGUAAACUCAAGGUAGAGAUAAUUUUAAGGCAUUUACAGUGCAUUCACCCCUUUGAUAUUUUCCAUAUUUUGUUACAUUACAGCCGUAUUCUAAAAUGUAUUAAAAAAAAAUUUCCCCCUCAUCAAUCUACACACAUAUUGGGGCGGCAGGUAGCCUUGUGGUUAGAGCAUUGGGCCAGUAUCCGAAAGGUUGCUAGAUUGAAUUCCCGAGCUGACAAGGUAAAAAUCUGUCGUUCUGAACAAGACAGUUAACCCACUGUUCCUAGGCCAUCAUUGUAAAUAAGAAUUUGUUGUUAACUGACUUGCCUAGUAAAAUAAAUAUUGACAUAGCAAAAACAGGUUUUUAGAAAUGUUUGCAAAUGUAUUAAAAAUACAAAACUGAAAUAUGACAUUUACAUAUGUAUUCAGACCCUUUACUCAGUACUUUGUUGAAGCAACUUUGGCAGCAAUUACAGCCUCUAGUCUUCUUGGGUAUGCUGCAAGCUUGGCACGCCUGUAUUUGGGGAGUUUCUCCCAUUCUUCUCUGCAGAUCCUCUCAAGCCCUGUCAGGCUGGAUGGGGAGUGUCGCUGCACAGCUAUUUUCAGGUCUCUCCAAAGAUUUUUCGAUCGGGUUCAAGUCCAGGCUCUGGCGGGGCCACUCAAGGACAUUGAGACUUGUCAUGAAGCCACUCCUGAGUUGUUUUGGCAGUGUGCUUAUGGAUGUUGUCUUGUUGGAAUGUGAAACCUCGACCCAGUCUAAGGUCCUGAAUGUUCUGGAGCAGGUUUUCAUCAAGGAUCUCUCUCUGUACAUUGCUCUGUUAAUAUUUCCCUCGAUCUUGACUAGUAUCCCAGUCCCUGCUGCUGAAAAACAUCCCCACAGCAUGAUGCUGCCACCACCAUCCUUCACCGUAGGAAUGGUGCCAGCUUUCCUCCAGACUUCACGCUUGGCAUUCAGUUCAAAGAGUUCAAUCUUGGUUUCGUCAGACCAGAGAAUCUUAUCUUAUCCUUUAGGUGCCUUUUGGCAAGCUCCAAGCGAGCUGUCAUGUGCCUUUUACUGAAGAAUGGCUUCCGUUUGGCCAUAUAGGCCUGACUGGUGGAGUGCUACAGAGAUGGUUGUCCUUCUAGAAGGUUCUCCCAUCUCCACAGAGGAACUCUGGAGCUCUGUCAAAGUGACUAUCUGGUUCUUGGUCACCUCUCUGACCAAGACCCUUCUCCCCUAAUUGCUCAGUUUGGCCAGGCGGCCAGCUCUAGGAAGAUUCUUGGUGGUUCCAAGCUUCUUCCAUUUAAGAAUGAUGGAUCCCACUGUGUUCUGUGUAUUUCUGUUUUUAUUUAUUUUUAAAUACAUUUGCAAACAUUUCUGAACCUGUUUUCGCUUUCUCAUUAUGGGGUACUGUGUGUAGAUUGAUGAGGGGUAAACUAAUUGAAUACAUUUUAGAAUAAGGCUGUAACGUAACAAGAAGUGGAAAAAGUCAAGGGGUCUGAAUAGUUUCCGAAUGCAGUGUAUGUGCGUUUUGUACCUCAAAUCUUAUCUGACGCCUUGCCACUGAGUCCUCUUGUUAAAGAGACAGAGAACAAAAAGAUGCUGAAUUCCUAUCGAUGGCACAAUUGGUUGACAUUUAGGAAAAGGAGCAAGAAGUAGCAUUAACCGCUUACAGGACUUAAUGAGGUGAAAAAGUUUCCAUACUGUUGCCAAGAGGUCAGAGAUGUGUGUAGUCUGCCAUUCCUGUUGUACAACAGUUUGAGCUGGACUGAGCUCUAUGGGUCAGCCAAAUGGGGACUUAGGAGACUGAGGAUGGGAUUGACAGUCAGUAGAGAGGACACUUAGCAUGUGAGAAUCUCUCAGACAUAGCACAUGGAAGAUGAACACAUUCAAGACUCUAAUUGUGUGGUUAAUUCACCCUGGUUGGUUGUGCCAAAGGGUUUCCAGGUGGUUUGAGGUUGAAUUAUAUUUUUGUUUGGUUCGUUUUCCUGCCCCUUACCAGUGGUGUAAAGUACUUAAGUAAAAAUACUUUAAAGUACUACUUAAGUAGUUUUGGGGGGUAUUUGUACUUUACUGUUUAUAUUUUUGACUACUUUUACUUUUACUUCACUACAUUCCUAAGGAUAAUUAUGUACUUUUUACUCCAUACAUUUUCCCUGACAACCAAAAUUACUCGCAUUUUAAUGCUUAGCAGUACAGGAAAAUAGUCCAAUUCACACAUUAAUCAAGAGAACAUCCCUGGUCAUCCCUGCUGCCUCUUAUCUGGCGGACUCACAAAUCACAAAUGCUUAGUUUGUAAAUGAUGUUGGAUUGUGCUUCUGGCUAUCCGUAAAAAAGAAGAAGAAAAUUGUGCCAUCUCGUUUGCUAAACAUAAAUUAUUUAUACUUGGGGUACUGUGUGUACUUUUGAUACUUAAGAAUAUUUUUAAGGAUCAAAAGUCAAAGUUUUCCACCACUGCCCCUUACCCAGAACCCUCUGUGUCACUGUCACCCCUGACUGGCCCAUGCUUGAGGAGAAUGAGGCUCAUCCAUCUGAUCUGGGAUCUAACCUCGGAACAAUACCCCUAUUUCUCCUGGUCUGCUGCAAUAUGUCUAUCUGGGGUCUAUCCCACUCUGUUUUCUACUCCAAGCAUCAUAAAAAGGAACGCUUCUGUCUAUGCAUGCCUUUUAAUGGGAGUUGAGAUUGAUUGCAUUUUUACAGUGCCUUCAGAAAGUAUUCAUACUCCUUGACUUAUUCCACAUUUUUUUACAGCCUGAAUUCAAAAUGGCUUAAAUAUUUUUUUCUCACUCAUCUACAGUACACACAAUGCCCCAUAAUGACAAAGUGAAAAUAUUUUGUUUUACAUUUUUGCUAACUUAUUGAAAUAUAUAUAUACAGAAAAUAUCUCAUUUACAUAAGUAUUCACACCCCUGAGUCAGUAGUUUGUAGAAGCACUUUGGCAGCAAUUACAGCUGUGAGUUUUUGUGGGUAUGUCUCUAAGAGCUUUCUACACUUGGACUGUGCAAAAUGUACCCAUUAUUCUUUUCAAAAUACUUCAAGCUCUGUCAAAUUGGUUGUUGAUCAUUGCUAGACAACAAUUGUCAGGUCUUGCCAUAGAUUUCCAAGUAGAUUUAAGUGAAAACUUGGCCACAUUCACCUGUCUUCUUGGUAAGCAACUCCAGUGUAGAUUUGGCGUUGUCUUUUAGGUUAUUGUCCUGCUGAAAGGUGAAUUUAUCUCCCAGUGUCUAGUGGAAAGUAGACUGAACCAGGUUUUUCUUUAGGACUUAGCCUGUGUUUAGCCCCAUUCUGUUUAUUUUUUUAUCCUGAAAAACUCCCCAGUCCUUAACGAUUACAAGCAUACCCAUAACAUGAUGCAGCCACCACUAUGCUUGAAAAUAUGGAGAGUGGUACUCAGUAAUGUGUUGUAUUGUUUUAAAAACAAAAAGUGCUUUGUCACAUUUUUUGCAGUAUUACUUUAGUGCUUUCUUGCGAACAGGAUGUAUGUUUUGGAAAAAAUGUUUCUGUUCAGGCUUCCUUCUUUUCACUCUGUCAAUUGGGUUAGUGUUGUGGAGUAACGACAAUGUUGCUGAUCCAUCCUCAGUCUUCUCCUAUCACCCGCCAUUAAACGCAGUAACUGUUUUAAAAUCAC